Dendronephthya gigantea is the source of this 3893-nucleotide messenger RNA. RefSeq names its product TPR repeat-containing protein DDB_G0287407-like. NCBI's taxonomy places the organism in Eukaryota, Metazoa, Cnidaria, Anthozoa, Malacalcyonacea, Nephtheidae. The record is from RefSeq and is a predicted model, not a curated record. Gene Ontology annotation, cellular component: Cul4-RING E3 ubiquitin ligase complex. Gene Ontology annotation, molecular function: protein binding.
AUUCUAUUUUUUUUUUUAAUAAACAUGGUUUCUGCGAUGAAGAUGGAGGGAAUGUAUUAUGCAGCCAAAGGGCUGUAUGGGUUGUGGAGGUUCAAAGUCUCAGCCACUUCUUGCAUCGCAACCUAAACUUGCUCCAAACAAGUGUCCCCCAUCACCCCCGACCCAGGAUCAUCCACCCAGUACCCCAAGCAAGCAUUCCCCCUCGUCCCUACCUGCUCCUGCUGAAACCAACAACAAUCACCCUCUUCCCAAUCAGACUGCGAAAGAUCAAGAACCCGGUUCAGAAACAACUUGUUCUGAUCUCGAUUCCUUGGAAAUCUCUUUUGAAAAAGCUGCAUCCCUGCGCCUCGAAACACCGGCACAAAUGUGGGCCGCCGUGCGGAAAACGUGCUCCCCGAGUAAGAAGUGGACGAUAGAAAAGAAUAAAAGUAGGCGAGGGUGGAAAACCAUUCGUCUGUUUGUGUCCUCGACCUUCAAAGACUUUCAUGUUGAGAGAGAAGUUUUAGUUAAAGAGGUGUUUCCCGAUCUUCGUUUGUGGUGUGAACAACGAAAGCUUCAUCUCGUGGAGUGUGAUCUCAGAUGGGGUGUGCCGAAAGACUCUACUUCGGAGGAAACAAUUCGAAUUUGUUUGGAGGUUCUUGAUCGUUGUCACGAAGAAAAUGUUUUACCAUAUUUCUUAAAUUUAACUUGCGAGAGGGCUGGUUGGAUACCAACGUUUGGCGAUCUUACGUACAACCUUGCUGCUCAGUACGGAUGGGUUUACGGCCUCUCUGUUACAGAAAUGGAAAUUGUUCAUGGUGCAUUUAGAAAAUGCAAUCCAAAUGCUUUGUUUUUGAUUCGCGAUGGCGAAUUUGCUUCAAAACUGCCAAAAGAUGUAAAAGAGGCCUUUGUCGACGCAGACUCUUUCGCACAAAAAAAACUUGUGAAAUUAAAACAGGUUAUUUGCGAGCAAUUCCCGGAGCCAAACAUCCAUCAUUACCAAGUUGAAUGCAGUGAUGAGCAGGUCGAGGGAAUGACUGAGAGAGAUGUGAAACUGAAGGGCCUGAGCGGUCAGGGCUCUUUCUUUUAUAAAACAGUGUACGAAUUCUUUAAGACAAGGAUAGAAGAACAAUAUCCCCUUGAUCCAACCCCAGAGGACCCACUCGAGGCCCAGAGGACUGCGCACGAGUCAUUUCUUGAUAUCAGGUCGCAGUGUGUUCUGGGAAGAGACGGCGUACUUGCCAAGAUCGAGGAGUAUAUUCGUAGUAAUCCCAGGAAUGCUCCGUUGUUGCUUGUUGGGAACGCAGGCUCAGGAAAGUCGGCUAUUAUGGCAAAGUCAGCGCACGACGCCGUAGAAAAGUCGCAUAAUUCGACGGAGAUCAAUUUCCCCAGACAAAUGUUAAAGUGGAAAGUUUACUUUCAUUUCGUCGGUGCCACCCCUGGCUCAACCGACCUGGCAUUUUUCCUUCAACGUUUAACAAAAGAACUUAAUCCCAGAAAGACGGACGUGGUCAGUGAUCUGGACUCUCUUGUACAGUUGGCGAAUUCGCUACUUUCUAACCCGAAUACUCCGCCAACGAUUGUCUUUGUUGAUGCAAUAAAUCAGAUGGACAGUGAUAAACUGCAGUAUCUAACGAGAUGGCUGCCGGAGGUCGUCUCUCCGAAUGUUCGCAUUGUUCUGUCCAUGAUUGACGAAACGGAUUGUCAUCGUUUACUGAGGGCGUACAAAACGAACCCUACGGAGAUUGUCGUUGGUGAACUGGAUUACGACUCGAGAAAGGCAAUAGUCGUGAACAAUCUUUCUCGUUACAAUAAACGGCUUGACGAUGAACAGAUGAAGCUUCUUCUUAGUAAGAAAGGUUCAGCCAAUCCCUUGUGGUUGUCUCUCGCUUGCGAGGAACUUCGCGUUUACGGAGUAUUUAGGAUGGUCAAUGAUAAGAUUCAGUCUUUAUCUGAUGAUUUACUAAGUCUGGAGGAACAAGUGUUGACUCGUUUUGAGGAGGAGAAUGGCGGGCAACUAGUCAUAGCAACGGUUUGUUUAUUGGAAACCUCGCGUCACGGCCUCUUGGAAACCGAACUCCUAGAGCUUCUAGCCGAUGAGAAACUUAACCCCCCGGAAUACAAGGCGGGCGAUGACGAAGUCUGCAGUACGAAAGCGGAAAAUUCGUCCCAGGGUGCCGGCAUGAGUGACGCGACCGAGGCUCUGGCUGAUAAACUACAAGAGCAAGUUAACAUUGCGUAUGUUCAAACUGCAGAGUCUAAGGACGAGGCGAAAAAGAAGGAAGAGGCAGAAGAAGCUAGUUCAUCCCAGAAACGCCGGCGAAUUCACCUGCCAGCGGUCAAGUGGGCCAUAGUGUACCGCGCUUUGAAGCCGCUGUUGAGACCGUGCGGGGACUUGGGCGAGGGAAGAUUGGACUUCUAUCAUCGAUCAAUCAGUAAAGCCGUAAGAAGAAAAUAUUUUAGCGGCGACGAGGCUUACAAGAAACACAUGUACACGUUUUGGCACGGACGUCUUGCAGAGUUUUUUGAACACUGCGAGGAUUUCGAUCGCAAAUCUGAGGAAUUACCGUAUCAUCUUGAACAAUUGCUGGACAACAACCGUUUGACUCGUUGUCUUCUUGAGUGGCCCGUUUUUGAGCGUCUGUUUUCUGAAGACUUCAGCGUUGACUUACUACGUUCCUGGCAAAAGGCUGGCGGCUAUGCAGCAGCUUCAAAUCUCUACCGAGAAUCACUCAAUAUCCUCGAAAGUUCUGGUGCGUCCGCCGCCGAAGUUGCCGAGCGGAAGUUUAUGGUCAUAACGUUCUUAAUCCAAGCCGGACAAUACAAGGAGUCUCUUGAACUUCUGGAGGAACUCAGAAAGAUUGAAGAAGAGCAGAUGGGUGCCAGAACUGAGAAAAUGGCAGAAAUUUAUCAACUCAUGUCCAAGACAAAAAGCGAGAUUGUCAAAAACUACAACUUUGUGACUAAAAAUCAACUCAAAGAAGAUCAGGAGAUUGUUAGAUUUUGUCAAAAAUGCAUCAGUUACCGAGAGAAGUUGACUGGGGACGAGAAUGAGAAUAAAUUGGGCAAUAUAUACAUUAUUAUGACGCACCAUCUCAGUACAAUAUGUGAUAUUGAAAGCUCGAGUGAUGUGCGAACUCAGGCUUUUGCUUCAGUCGAGAACGCAAUAGAAAUCUUUAAAAGGCAAAAUGAUAUGGGUCACCUUGCUGAGGCUAUCAUGACGAAGUCCUUUAUAAAUCCCCGUCUAGCUAAACAUUUUGCGGAAAAAGAAAAGAUGCUGAUGACGGCCAAGGAACUGUGUGCCAAGACGUACGGUGAAAAACACAUGUUAAUGUUGCGUCUUUAUCUCAAUAUUGGUAUUUUAUAUGAAGAUAAUCGAAAUUUCGAGACAGCCUACGAUUACUUUGUAAAAUGGCAUGAUACGUGCAUAGAGGUGCUAGGGCCCAGUCACCCGAAGGCAAAACGCGCUCUGGAUACAUUAAAAGAGCCAACAUACGUAAGAAUUGCGAGCAUGAGAGAGCAAUUAGCUGCUGGUACAGCUUAGAAAUGAAAAAGAUUACCACGAAUGAACAUUUGCAAUACUAAACCGGCUAAAGCGAUGCAGCUAGUUAAGGUCUCCGUGGUUACCUGGGCGUUAUUAUUCAAACGUGAGAAAUUUUUCAGGGAUUUUAAGAUUUUGAUAUAAUCAUGACAAAAUUACGGGAAAAUUUGUUGCGUUUAAAUUAUCACGAAAAUUUGGGCUGCGCAUUACCAUCGUAUAUCGUGAUUAUGCAAUCCUAUAAUUGCCUUCAAACAUGGAAAUAACUCAUUGUAAUUUUAUAACCUUAACAGCGAAAGCUGAUUAAUUGUGUAAAUUGUAUAAGGAUAUGACAUUUCUUAUUUAUUUAUUUGUUAUUAUAAGCUGUUACUGUGAA